AGUUUGCUAGCUGAGCCAGCCCACAGUUGUACACCAUAAACCCCUUUGGGCUUCAUAGCUGAUCCAGAUCUGCAUUUGCUCCUUAGCACACAGCACACUGCAGUGACCCACCCAGCCACUGUUGCCAGAUGAUGAAAAAUCAGACAUGGGUCACAGAAUUCAUUCUGCUGGGAUUCCCGUUCAGCCCAAGGAUGCAGAUGCUCCUCUUUGGUUUCUUCUCCCUGUUCUACACCAUCACCCUGCUGGGCAACGGGGUCAUCCUGGGGCUCAUCUGGCUGGACUCCCGACUGCACACCCCCAUGUACUUCUUCCUCUCCUAUCAGGCCAUUGUUGAUAUUUCGUAUGCUUCCAACAAUGUCCCAAAGAUGCUGGAAAACUUUCUGAACAAGGAAAAAACUAUCUCCUUUGUCCCAUGUAUAAUACAGACCUUUUUAUACAUGGCUUUUGCUCACACGGAAUGUCUCAUCUUGGUAAUGAUGUCCUAUGAUCGGUACGUGGCCAUCUGCCACCCCCUCCAUUACUCUGUCAUCAUAAGCUGGAGAGUCUGCACGGUCCUGGCUGUCACGUCCUGGGCAUGUGGCUCCCUCCUGGCUCUGGUCCAUGUGGUUCUCAUCCUGAGGCUGCCCUUCUGUGGGCCUCGUGAAGUCAACCACUUCUUCUGUGAGAUCCUGUCUGUCCUCAAGCUGGCCUGUGCUGACACUGGGCUCAACCAGCUUGUCAUCUUUGUUGCUUCUGUGUUUGUCUUAGUGGGGCCCCUGUGCUCGGUGGUGGUGUCCUCCACGUGCAUCCCCUUUGCCAUCCUGAGGAUCCAGUCUGGGGAGGGCCGCGGGAAGGCCUUCUCCACCUGCUCCUCCCACCUGUGUGUGGUCGGGCUCUUCUUCAGCAGCGCCAUCGUCAUGUACAUGGCUCCCAAAUCCAGCCAGCCUGAGGAGCAGCAGAAGGUCCUUUCUCUGUUUUACAGCCUUUUCAACCCCAUGCUGAACCCACUGAUCUACAGCCUGAGGAAUGCAGAGGUCAAGGGUGCCCUGCAGAGAGGGAAGUGGACACAGAGAGCCGUGUGA
Molecule: messenger RNA, 1061 nt
Organism: Artibeus jamaicensis (Jamaican fruit-eating bat)
Lineage: Eukaryota; Metazoa; Chordata; Mammalia; Chiroptera; Phyllostomidae
Product: olfactory receptor 2A5-like
Exons: 1
Coding region: 129-1061 (310 amino acids)
Biological process (GO): G protein-coupled receptor signaling pathway
Cellular component (GO): membrane
Molecular function (GO): G protein-coupled receptor activity; olfactory receptor activity
Source: RefSeq, a predicted model, not a curated record